GGCUUGUAACUGAUUUAUAAUAAAGCAUAGUAAAGCAAGCAGGGCUGCAGGAGAAAAAGAACUUUAGUCUUUUAUUUCUUUUCCUUUCUUCCUCAAAUACUUUCAUUAUUGGUAAUGGCGGACCACGAGGAGCUGAUUGAGGAAAUGCCCAAACUCGAGAAGAUGAGCAACGCGGCUCGACUCAAACUGGCCAAGAAGAGGAGGCAGAAACAGCUAAAGAGGUACACGGAGACUGAGCGGGGCCGGCCUCAUAGCGGCAAGUCUAACAAAACUAAGACUAGGAUCAACUUUGAAGAAGCUGCUCUCCUCCAUGACGCUGUGCAGCAGAAUAACAUUGAGGAAGUGGCGAAUCUACUGGCUAAAGGAGUAACGUGUAGCCAUAGUAACGCAGAUGGAUUGACACCUUUGCACAGGUGUUGCAUUGAGAACACAGUAGACAUGGCUAAGCUAUUAAUAGAUAAUGGAGCUGAUCUAACAUCACGAGACAUAGAGGGUUGGACCCCACUCCAUGCUGCCUCUGCUUGUGGUAACCUCCCCAUGAUCAACCUCCUGAUAGCUUCUGGGGCUAACCUGGUCUGUGUCAAUCAUGACGACAAGAUGCCUGUCGAUGUAGCCUGUGAUGCUGACAUUAGGCACGUUAUACAGCAAAAGAUGUUGGAAGAAGGUUACACUGAUGAUGUCUGUAAAUACUUGCGUGACUCGGUUCCAAAGACAAUGCUGGCUGAUCUUAAAGCGUUUGUAUCAGAUGGUGGAUCAGUUAAUACUAAAGAUAAAUAUGGUGCUUCAGCAUUACACAUUGCUGCUGCUAAUGGUUACAUAGAGGUGAUGGAGCUCAUUCUCUCUCAGCCAAAAGUAAACAUUAACAUUCAAGACAAUGAGGGCUGGACUCCAUUCCAUGCUGCCGUCUGUUGGGAACAAAGAGAAGCAAUGAAAUUAUUAGCAGAGAAGAAUGCUGAUUUAGAAAUGCAAGAUAUUCACGGUGACACUCCUUUUGCUGUUUCCGAUAUUCCUGAAAUUCGACAAUACAUCCUUGAUCUAAAGGCACAGUUCACUGCUCCAAUGUCUAUCUCUCUCACUCUCUCCACCUCACGGGAAGACAUGCUUGGACUUUCAGAGUCUCGUGGUCGAAACAGAAGUUUAUCAGUUCGGAGACAAAGUACUAGUGAUCGCCAGCAAAAUGAUGUGAAGAGAUUGUCGAUGAGAGAAGAGAAAAUGAUGCUUCAAAGGUCACUAGAAGCUGAGGAUAUAGAAAGAACAGCGAGUGGAGAGAAAAUGGACGAUGAUAUUCUACUAGAUGAUUUGGAGCUGUCAGUAACGAGUGGGACAGCAGCUGCUCCAGCAAAUGAAGUGAAGGAGACAACACUUAUAGGGGGAGGAGGAGGAGGAGGAGGAGGGGAAGAAGCUGAAAAGAAGACUAGGUCAUCUCCUGAAUCUAGAUCACCUCUUGACAGCUUAAGCUCUCCCUUACCACCACACAGUCCUGAGCAACUGGAGGAAGGGAUGCUUGAAAGAGAACUAGAGAAAGCACUCAACCCAGAGAAGAAGGACAUUGUUAGUAUCUUACGCAACAAGAAACCAACCCCAGUGAAACUGGACACUCUACAAAAGAACAGUGAGCAUUCGUACACAGAAUUUGAGACAGCAGGAUCCAGUGGGAGUUUACGUAAAAACCGACCUUCAGGGGGUGGUGCAUCGGGAGAAUGCUGUGUUGUUUUAUAGUAAAGAUGCAUAUUACAUUAUUAGCAGAUUGUGUCUGCGUGUGAUUGUGUGCAUUAUUUUUAAAGAGAGAGCUAACGACAUCUUUUGUUGCGAACUAAUAGAUUUUUAAUGUUGGCGUCACUAUUGUUGUUAUUAUUAUCAUUAUUACUAAUAAAAAAUUUAUUUUUGUUCACAUUAUUUUUUAUAUAACGAUAACAGUACUAUACUAUAAUGAUUGUUAUUUUGUAAUCAGUUCAAAAAAUGAUCAUAAUUAUA
Amphimedon queenslandica is the source of this 1974-nucleotide messenger RNA. RefSeq names its product protein phosphatase 1 regulatory subunit 16A-like. NCBI's taxonomy places the organism in Eukaryota, Metazoa, Porifera, Demospongiae, Haplosclerida, Niphatidae. The coding region runs from base 115 to 1719 and encodes 534 amino acids. Gene Ontology annotation, molecular function: protein binding; phosphatase regulator activity; enzyme inhibitor activity. The record is from RefSeq and is a predicted model, not a curated record. The transcript is spliced from 9 exons. Gene Ontology annotation, cellular component: cytoplasm.